AUGGUCAACCUACCCAAUGAGAUAAUCCACCAGAUCAUCCACGAGUACAGAGAAGCCGGGGGUUAUUCCGGUCUACGACGUUUGUCGUCGAUAAACCGCAACUGGCAGAUCGUUGUGGAAGACUACAUAUGGCGCCAUCUACGACUAAGGCCGCGCGAGAUCGGAUGCUUUCGUUCAGCAUUCCGUGGACACGCCAGACGCAGACGGGCGCUGCGAAAUCUGGAUAUCCGGUUUGAGGGGUAUUUCGCACGGGAAGAGCCAAAGACGGAGGGGCAACGCCACGCCGACGAGAGUGACGCCGACGAGGAGAGCGAGGAGGCAUCGUACUGUGCUCCGUGGUGCGACGUCUGUCCCCGUGGGGAGUGCAAGUGGAACACGACCACCUUUACUGGCGAUGGCACGGUUCUAGCGGAGGAUGGUAAAAGCGAUUCUUCUCGUAUCCGUCUCGCUGCCGCUCAGAAUGAGCAUGCGCGCUUUUUUCGCGAGGUCAAAGCAAUCUGGGACGAGCUGGCUAGCUGGGAAGACGACCUGCGCGUUGACAGGGUCGAUUUCCAUGUGACAGGGUUCUCGGUGUACAAGUUUGUUGGCCCGGACGUGUGCAACGGAGAGUUCCCUGAGGACGGCACGUUGAUGGAUUUAUCUAGCCUUCCUAAGCUACCUUUGCUGCCGUCUGUGAAGUCGCUGUGGGUCCGGGAGGAAACUAACGAGGAAAUCGACCUCUGGCCAACGAUAGUGACGUGCAGCGUUGCGAGUUCACUACCUAGGCUCGAGCGCCUGGAGACCGUAGGCGUAGAUUACGAGAUAGGGUGGCCGGUGGCUAGAAGGAGUCUUCGUCACGCACUCGCAGACCAGAUAUCGAGGCUUCCCACGUCUCUGAAAACUCUAUAUAUUUGUCUCGAAUAUGGGGACAUCAAAAACCAUGAAGUGCAACCACCCAAUUUCUUGAGAGGCAACUUGGAUUGUCUGUCGAGAUCCAUACGCCACGUCUCCGCUCAUCUGACUACACUCACUAUACGUGUUAGUUUCAUAUCUGCGGCAAUGUUCUGGGACUCUGAUGCGUCACCUGCCACUUCUCUUGUCGCAAGGUGGCCCAACCUUCGAAUCCUUGAUAUUAGCACCGGCCUUGAAAGGCCAUCCGGGGAUUAUUGGCUCUGUCCUGCCGCAAAUUACCCUGAGCACGAGCUCUACGACUGGACCGAUCUCGAAACUUUGUACCCAGACGAUGGCAAUGAUGAGGACGACGAUUCAGAAAGGUAUCGAGCGGUUGGCGCAUGGCCGGCGCGGCGAUUCCUCACGCGGCCCGAACCCGCGUUCUUCGACGAACUUGCCAUUAGCAUGGCUCGUGCGGUAACGUGCAUGCCGAAACUCGAAUACCUGGACUUGGAGUUCAAUGCUUCGCAUCAGGGAGAUCUCGAGCCUGAUGUCACCCUUUUUCAUCAGGGCUCUGGCCACAAGGGUGGCCUCCAGCACACCUUCCACCAGUACGAGGGCUGGACGUUCUACUUCCGCGCGUCCAACGAGGCAAGAUCGUACGGAUAUAGAGCGACCGCGCACUGA
Didymella exigua CBS 183.55 is the source of this 1557-nucleotide messenger RNA. RefSeq lists its product as uncharacterized. The record is from RefSeq and is a predicted model, not a curated record. Lineage: Eukaryota; Fungi; Ascomycota; Dothideomycetes; Pleosporales; Didymellaceae. The transcript is spliced from 3 exons. Bases 1 to 1557 code for a protein of 518 amino acids. Gene Ontology annotation, molecular function: protein binding.